This is a messenger RNA of Jatropha curcas, 1252 nucleotides long. RefSeq names its product SLAC1 homolog 1 (gene SLAH1). The record is from RefSeq and is a predicted model, not a curated record. Gene Ontology annotation, molecular function: voltage-gated monoatomic anion channel activity. Gene Ontology annotation, cellular component: membrane. NCBI's taxonomy places the organism in Eukaryota, Viridiplantae, Streptophyta, Magnoliopsida, Malpighiales, Euphorbiaceae. Gene Ontology annotation, biological process: intracellular monoatomic ion homeostasis; transmembrane transport.
AAGCUACCAAUAUAUAGUUACACCAAUGCAAUGGCAGAUUGCAUAUACUCAAAGCUGUUAACUCCAUAUGUACUUUAUGGCAAUGGCAGAAAGAGAUUGUAGUAGAGGACCACCUUGUGAGGUCAUAAUUAUUAAGGCUUCGGUUGUAAGUGGUCCAAAACCAUCAGAAUCAUCAAUCUUAACAAGGCUGCAUGCAGGCUAUUUCAGAAUAAGCCUAUCUCUCAGCAGCCAUGCUUUGCUAUGGAAGAUUCUAAUGACCGAGUCUUACAGUAAUCAACCAACAGUCUGGCAAAUGUUUCGCAAGUUUCCUUCCGCUGCUUUUCUCUCCCUAUGGGGGCUUGCCAUUCUAACACAACUUUCCCUUUCCCUUCUUUACCUUGUUAAGUGUUUCUUUCACUUUCACUUGGUAAAGGCAGAGUUCUUGCACCAUAUAGGAGUUAACUUCCUCUAUGCUCCUUGGAUUUCAUGGCUUCUCUUGCUUAAAUCAUCGCCUGUGCCUGUUUCUUUCACUGCCCAUCUCUAUCCUGUUCUUUGUUGGGUCUUUGCUAUUCCUAUUCUGAUCCUUGAUUUAAAGCUGUAUGGACAGUGGUUUACGACAGAAAAGAAGUUCCUAUCUGCUCUUGCAAAUCCAACUAGCCAGAUGUCUGUGAUAGCCAACUUAGCUGUUGCAAUAGCAGCAGCACAAGCAGAGCAUAAAGAAGGUGCAAUUUGUAUGUUCUCGCUUGGGAUGGUGCAUUACUUAGUACUCUUUGUUACACUUUAUCAGCGUUUAUCGGGAAGCUAUUCUUUUCCUGCAAUUCUGAGGCCUGCAUUCUUCUUGUUCUUCGCUGCACCGAGCGUGGCAAGUUUAGCUUGGAAUUCUAUUUCUGGAACUUUUGAUAUGACAUCAAAGAUGUUGUUCUUUCUCUCUUUGUUCCUUUUCAUGUCUCUGGCUUGUAGGCCAUCUCUUUUCAAGAAAACCAUGAGAAAAUUCAACGUCGCGUGGUGGGCUUACUCUUUCUCAUUGACGGUCCUAGCUCUUGCCUCUGCUGAAUAUGCAAAAGAGGUAAAAGGUCACACAGCAUCUGGCUUGAUGCUAUUGUUAUCUGCACUCUCAGUUCUUGUUUUAAUUGGCUUGAUGCUACUCACUGCACUAAAUAUAGAUAGGUUUCUCUACCAAAAUGAUCCCAUGCUGUCUCUCGUUAAUAAUUAAAGAAUAAGGACUUGAACUAUGCUUUACUUAAUGAAGUGCAAAUCCUUACCUUUCAGUUUC